Frankliniella occidentalis (western flower thrips) is the source of this 2059-nucleotide messenger RNA. RefSeq names its product myc-associated zinc finger protein-like. Lineage: Eukaryota; Metazoa; Arthropoda; Insecta; Thysanoptera; Thripidae. The transcript is spliced from 4 exons. The coding region runs from base 99 to 1232 and encodes 377 amino acids. Gene Ontology annotation, biological process: regulation of transcription by RNA polymerase II. Gene Ontology annotation, molecular function: DNA-binding transcription factor activity; RNA polymerase II cis-regulatory region sequence-specific DNA binding. The record is from RefSeq and is a predicted model, not a curated record.
GCUGCCGCGGGCCCCAGCGACGGCGCAGUGCUAGUGAAGCGGGCGCCCACCUCUGAUUCGGAACUGGAAGAGCGCGCGGGGCCAAAGUUUAAACAUGGAUGAAGCCCCUCUGGGAGCUUGAGGAAGCGGGAGGUCGCACGUCUCUGAGAGGCCACUUUGUAUACUACACGAACCCAAUGAGCCUGAACUACAUGGACGAGAACGACCCGCUGGAGGACGACGAAGACUACGAGGACGUGGACGCCUGGUCCCCCGCGCCUUCGUCCUCCGCGGCGGCGUCGCCAACGCCCCCCGCCGUGGACCCCCUCAUGACCCCGGUGGUGUCGCGAGCGGCGUCGCCCUCGGCGUCGGCCCCGCGCCGCUCCCCCAGGAAGGGCGCCGCGGCCGUGCAAGUGAAGACUGAGCCCGGGCCGUCCCGCCUCCCCGGCCGCCACGCCUGCUGCGUGCCGGGGGCGCCGUGCGACGCGCACAGCGACGCCGUGGCCAACGUCAUCGCCCAGUUCCUGCCGCAGCCCACUCGCCCGCCCAGGAACGGGCACGGGGUCGCGCGGGCCAGGAGGCUCGGCACCAUCGCCAAGAAGGCCAAGCCCUCAAAGGCGACCAAGUUCAGGCGCCAGAAGCAGCCCCUCGCCCCGGCCGACUCGGAGGGCGAGGCUGCCAAGUCCAACAAGAAGUCCUUCAACAACAGGCCGCAGCCGCUGGUGCUGCACGAGGAUGACACCUCCCGUCGCUUCCGCUGCCGCAGGUGCAAGGGCCUGGUCGAGGGCGGCGACCGCGCCCUGCUCGACCACUGGAGGCGCAAGCACCUGGCGGUCGGCGCGAGGCUGGACCCCUCCCAGAUCACCGCGCACGAGCUCAACGAGCAGCUCGCGCAAAACGUCCUGGACCUUCCGCGAAAGACAUUGAUGAAGACUUACCGCGGGCCAGGAGGUUACCGAUGCCCCGUGUGCUCCAAGGUGAUAACUAUGGUGCAGAGGCUUAGGACUCACGUGUAUUGUCACAUGGAAAACCCGCCAGAGAACUUUGUUUGUAAGGUGUGUCCCACACGCACCACCUUCUAUGAGUAUUCAGGGAUGUGGCGCCACUACCUACAAUGGCACAAAAAUGCUAAACCAUACGCUUGUGAGUUUUGUGAUCAGAGCUUUAAAUUGCCAAGCCUCUUAAAUGAUCAUGUUAGAAAAUACCAUAAAGAUAAAGUUAUAUUGAAAGGUACUUCUUACAUUAAGAAGUAAUGUCAGCAGGCAGUUUAAAUUGUUUUAUCUUAAUCCAAAUCUUUAUCUAAUGAAUUUUGACUGGUGGGGGAUAAAACCUCCAUGACACUAAAUUAUUCCAUGAAGAAAUUUAGUUCUACGCAAGUUUUCUAUGCAAUUGGGUAAUGUUCAAUAAAGUAAUUUUUUUGUAUAGUAUAAUUUUGAUGACUUUUGUAUUGUUACUUCGCUCCCUUUCCUAACAUUAUAGUGUCAAUAUACCAGCCCAUUCCCAGGUUUUAUUGUGGCUCCUAGUGGCAUAUUCCCCGGUUCUUCUGUGGAGUCUGACUCUGAGCCUUUCCUGAAUCAUCAGUAUCUUCAACCAAUUCUUAUCAAGACUAACUUGGGCAGGCCAUGUGUGCUUCACAACAGGUACAAGUACCGAAAAAAACCACCAAGAAAGGCCUGGAGCUGUUGUGCAAGCACUUGCAAUGCCAAAGUGAUCAUGAGUGAUGACUGCAGUGUAGUGCUAGAGUGUCGAGGAGUCCACACUUGCAUGCCCUUGUCCGAUGAAAAGAUACAGAGGACACUAAUGAAGUUACAAAUGAAUAUGUAGCUGAAUUAUGAUUUUAUUUGUACUGGUCUUGAUACUGUUAUACUAGGGUUUACUUUUUAGUUUGGUGUAAAAUAUAUUAGUGAGAAAUAUUGAAUAUUUUUUCCCUAACUGUAAAAAAGCUCUUUGUCUUUCUCUGAUGAGAGUCAAGUUUAUUGUUAUUUUUUAAUCAUGCAAGUUUCCAUCCUAUCACCAUUCACGUUUCGAGUUUCUAAUCUUUGGUUCCGGACACCGAGCAAAUAAAACAACUUGGCAAAAA